GGUCGUUGCUUAAUUUACCAGUACAAAUAUAAAUAGCCUCACAGUAUCACAUAAACCAAUCUGGUGAAUGCUUGUACUCAGAAUUAUGGAAAUGAAUCAUUGGUUUCAUUCGCAGACAGCGUCAUCAAUAGAUACUUGUCCCUGUGACUGUCUGGAAGUCUUCUUAAGGGAGGUACAAAUAUACAUUUCACAAUGUUAAAGGGAAUAGAGUGUGGUCAUAGGAGUAUUUCAACAAACCAUAAGAACUUGACUUAAUGACAACCUCCAUGAAAUAUGUGUGUCCUGACAUCAUCCGUUACAAAGUGUAACAUGAGUCUCUUUACUUUGCUGAUGUCACUGCUGGGAAAUGUUCUGCCAGGUUGGCUUUUCUGUGUGGAUUUUGGGCAGGGUGUUUAACCAUCUUCUGGAAAGUGUUAAACUCUAGAUAGUAGAAAUAGUUAAGUGUCAUUUUGUGUCACUCAGAAUGUGGUGUUUUUUGUGUGUGACAUGGGACUGUCGAGUGUUGUGUAACACUUUGGGUUGCAAGCCACACCUUUCCACACCUCCUCAUACAUAGGUGCAGUUGAUCCGGGCUCCAGCAUAAAACCAGGACGGGACAGGACAAGUAUAAGACUCUAUUGAAAUAUGUUGUGGACAAUAUUCUUACUACUUAAUGGACUGCUUAUACUAGUGCUCCGGUACUCCACUCGCACAAGACAGGAUAAUGAGCCUCCUCUGGACAAAGGCUUCUUUCCAUGGUUGGGGCACGCUCUUGAGUUUGGGAAAGAUGCUGCAAAGUUUUUGGCCCGGAUGAAAGAGAGACAUGGGGAUAUUUUCACAGUCUGUGUUGCUGGUCGUUACGUGACGGUGCUGUUGGAUCCAAACUCUUUUGACGCCGUAAUAAACGACACGGUCUUUUUUGACUUCACGCGCAACAGAAACCAGCUCAUGAAAAAGAUCUUCAGUCUGCAGCUGCCGAGUAUCACACCCAGAGCAGAGAGGCACUGGAUGGAACGGCAUUUUCAAGAUGUCAGUCUCUCCAAGCUCAGCAGCUCCAUGAACACUCACAUUCAGAGCCUGCUGCUGAGUGACCAGCACGACUGCAGCCCUUCAGGGUGGAGACAGGAUGGACUCUUUAGCCUUUGUUACAGCCUACUCUUCAGGGCCGGAUAUCUGACUUUGUUUGAGAGGAGAGACAAUGCAUCUGCAGUCUACAAAGAGUUUCGCAAGUUUGACGAUCUUCUCGCCAAACUCGCUCGAGGCUCACUCAAGCGAGGGGAAACCAAAACAGCCAACUCAUGCCGGGUUCGACUGUGGGAGCUGCUGUCCCCAAACUGUCUGAACGGAGGGUCAGGGUCAAACUCUUGGCAGCAGAGCUACCACGGCUUCCUGCAGGAGGAGGGAGUAGAUGCUGAAAUGCAGCAAAGAGCUUUGCUUUUGCAGUUGUGGACCACACAGUGUAAUGCUGGACCUGCUGCCUUUUGGCUCCUUGGCUUCCUGCUCACUCAUCCUGAGGCCAUGGAGGCUGUUAAAUCAGAGAUCAGAGGCCUUGCUCGCCCCGACGCCGCCCUGCAGUCCUCUGCCAUCACCCUGCUGGAAGCACACAGCACACCGGUGCUCGAUGGUGUUCUGAGCGAGACCCUUCGGCUCACCGCUGCAGUAAUGAUCAGCAGAGAGGUGGUGCAGGACAAGAUCCUGCUCACGGCCAGUGGAAAGAACUACUACCUCAGAAAGGGGGACAGAGUUUGUCUGUUCCCCUUCCUCAGCCCUCAAAUGGACCCACAGAUACACCAAGAACCACAGAUUUUCAAGUAUGACCGCUUCUUAAAUGAGGUUGGGUCUUCACCCGGGGAAAAUAGAACAGUAAAGGAUAAAUUCUACAAAGAUGGAAAUGCAGUGAAGUACUGCACCAUGCCCUGGGGUGCGGGGAGUAGCAUCUGUAUCGGGAAAGACUUUGCUGUUACAGCCAUUAAACAGUGAGUAUAACAAUCCAGUGUUUUUCAAUGUCUUUAUCUUUCAAUGAUGCAUUGAUGGUUUUAAAAUUAUACAAUAAUAAUCAAAGCAUUUCCUGCAAUUUCACCCCAAUUACGGGAGCAGCAAAGUAUAUCUCCGAAUAACAUUUCCUCCAUUUUUUCAUCAGUCUUGCUUCAUUAUUACCAACAAUCUGUAAUAUAAUAAUCAGUUAUACUCUGUAAUGAACUGCAGGGUUCAACAAUAAGGAUGGCCCGCUUGCCAUGGGCAAGUAAAAUGCCACAUCAGGCUAGUAAAUCUUGCAAGUCAAUUGCCUGAUCGAGCAAGUGGUGAAAAAUAAUUAAACACAGAGCUGGUGAUGGAUGUAGCUAAGAAGAGAGCCACCACGCCCCCUUUUCCUCUCUGGUGAAAAAAUGGCGGCCAGUUAAAACAUUUUAUGAACUGAAGUGUAAGCAAGCAUUUCAAGUAUCCUGGAAACCUGAGUUGAGUAGCGUUAGAUAUGGACAAAACUCCAGAUUCUUAAAUAAAAAUUGAACAUGGUAAUUAUCUUUGGACUUUGUUAUUUGAUAACUGCUAAUAAAAUAGAACAACUUGUAUCUAUAGGGGCAAGUGUACAUUGACAUAGGGCUAACCUGUAGUAAAAAUGAUAAGAAUAAUAGACAGUCAUUUGGGAUAGCAUGUGUUUUUCAGAUAUCAGAUCCAGUAGCAAAGGUUAAAGGUCAAUCCUUGUAAUGCACAACACACACAAAAGAGCAGGCAUUUUUUAGUCUUUUUGCUAUUUAUUUCAG
This is a messenger RNA of Cyclopterus lumpus (lumpfish), 2738 nucleotides long. It is a transcript of the gene ptgis, whose product is annotated as prostaglandin I2 (prostacyclin) synthase. Gene Ontology annotation, molecular function: heme binding; iron ion binding; monooxygenase activity. Gene Ontology annotation, biological process: prostaglandin biosynthetic process. The record is from RefSeq and is a predicted model, not a curated record. The coding region runs from base 625 to 1959 and encodes 444 amino acids. Lineage: Eukaryota; Metazoa; Chordata; Actinopteri; Perciformes; Cyclopteridae. The transcript is spliced from 9 exons.